AUGGAAAUCCAGGAGUGCCGCAGGAUAUGGUACGGACGCGUCAUGCUCGACAAAUACGUGUCGACGUACAUUGGUCGACCACUUGCGAUCUUCGAAAAGGAUUACGAUCCACAGCUGCCGAGUGAAACAGAGCCCGACGAAUUGGAGCUAUGGAGCCCAUUCCACUCGUCUCGGGCCAGCACACGCUCGCUGGAGGAAACAGCUGACUCAGCGAUUGCGCCACCGGUUCCCGCGCGCACUCUGUCGUUCUUCAAUGCAUCGUCGAAGCUGUCUGGCAUAUUGAGCUGGAUCGUGCAGGUUAUCUACUCUAUACGACCUGGAUUCAGCCGACACGCAGAAUCGAUGCGUCUCGAAGGUCUGUUGAAUAAAUGGUACCUGGACCUUCCGCAGUACCUUCGAUACGAGCCGGGCCAAAAGACCGUACCGCUGCCCCAUAUCCUGACGCUGCACAUGCACUAUUGGUGCACAUCGUUACUGCUUUACAGGCCAUUUAUACGGCGUGUACACUUGGCGAGUAAACAAAAAUCCGGGGGAAGUGACGACGGCAACUCCCGAGCUGUCUCCGAGAAAAACUACGAACUUUGCGUCCGUGCCGCAAAUCAUAUAUCCUCGAUAGCGGCAUCUUAUCGCGAGCAUUACGACCUUGGUCGAUCC
Messenger RNA from Coniophora puteana RWD-64-598 SS2, 654 nucleotides. RefSeq lists its product as uncharacterized. The annotation marks the transcript as partial. Gene Ontology annotation, biological process: DNA-templated transcription. The transcript has 7 exons. The record is from RefSeq and is a predicted model, not a curated record. Gene Ontology annotation, molecular function: DNA binding; zinc ion binding. Lineage: Eukaryota; Fungi; Basidiomycota; Agaricomycetes; Boletales; Coniophoraceae.